AUGUUACAAACGAUUGCUUUCCGGCUUCAGUACGCGAAUGAUCGCUUCUCUGUAGGAAGCCCCCCUAUCCUACAACAUUUCUCUAUCUCUUUCUUUCUUCUUUUCUUUCUUUCUUCGUAUUUCCCCAUUCAUUCUUUCUUUCUUUCUUUCUUUCUUUCUUUCUUUCUUUCGCGUUCCUUCUUUCGUUCUUUCUUUCGUCACUCAUUUUUUCUUUCUUUCUUUUAUUUUCUGACUUUUUUUUCUCUAUUUCUUUCUUCGUAUUUCCCGAUCUUUCUUUCUUUUUAUUUCCCCACUCUUUCUUACUUUCUUUUAUUUUCGAACUCAUUCUUACUUUUUUUUAUUUCCGAACUCUUUCUUUCUUUCUUUCUUUCUUUCUUUCUUUCUUUCUUUCUUAUUUUUUCCUUUUAUUUCCUAACUUUUUCUUUCUUUCUUUAUUUCUUUCUUAAUAUUCCCUACCGCUUCUUUCUUUCUUUUAUUUCCACCACCUCUUUCUUUCUUUCUUUUUCCUUUAUUUCUUUCUUUCUUUUUCUUUUAUUUCUUUCUUUCUUUUACUUUCCCCACAUCUUCUUUCUUCCAUUCUUUCUUUCUUUCUUUUAUUUUCCUUACCUCUUCUUUCUUUCUUUCUUUUAUUUUCCCAAACUCUCCUUUCUUUCUUUCUUUCUUUUAUUUUCCCCACAUCUUCUUUCUUUCUAUCUUUUAUUUUCCUCACAUCUUCUUUCAUUCUUUCUUUCGUUUUUCUUCCAUUCUUUCUUUCGUUUUUCUUCCAUUCUUUCUUUCUUUCUUUUAUUUCCCCCACCUCUUCUUUCUUUCUUUCUUUCUUUCUUUCUUUCUUUCUUUCUUUCUUUCUUUCUUUCUUUCUCGCAACCUCUUCUUUCUUUCUUUCUUUCUUUCUUUCUUUCUUUCUUUCUUUCUUUCUUUCUUUUAUUUAUAAGGUACUUCUUUCUUUCUUUCUUUCUUUCUUUCUUUCUUUCUUUCUUUCUUUCCCGUAACCUACAAUUAUUGUUUAUUUACUCUUUUCUUUCUUUAUUUUUUUCUUUGUUACUUUCUUGUUUAUUUUAUUUUUCUUAUUUGUCUUUGUCAGCGUUAACUUACAACAUUUCUUUCUUUCUUUCUUUCUUUCUUUCUUUCUUUCUUUCUUUAGAUUUCCCAACUUUUCUAUCUUUCUUUCUUUCUUUCUAUUUUCCCAUAUAUUUUCCUGCUCUCUAA
Acanthosepion pharaonis is the source of this 1206-nucleotide messenger RNA. Lineage: Eukaryota; Metazoa; Mollusca; Cephalopoda; Sepiida; Sepiidae. The record is from the annotation of a GenBank genome assembly.